Rotaria sordida is the source of this 1605-nucleotide messenger RNA. The record is from the annotation of a GenBank genome assembly. NCBI's taxonomy places the organism in Eukaryota, Metazoa, Rotifera, Eurotatoria, Philodinida, Philodinidae.
AUGCCUCCAAAAAAGGAAGGAACAGGUGGAAAUAAACAAGGACAAAAUUACAUUAAUUCUAUUAAUGCAAUACAAGGUCAAACAGCACUAGCAUCAAUUCUUGCAACAAAUGGUCAGGCUACAGCGAAAGUAUAUGUGCCCCGAUCCAUUCAACGUAUAAAAGAUACGAAAAAGGUCGCGUUUGUUAAAAGCGUCGACUUAGAAAUUCCUGAAAGUCGAAUAACUGAAGCAUUGAAGGAUGUUGGCCUUGAUGUUGUUGAUGUUAUUCGACUAACAAAUAAGGUAAAAAACAUACCGACGAAAACGAUCAAAAUUACAUUUAAUGAUCCGCAAAAUCGAAAUACAUUUAUUCGUACUGGUUUACAAGUCGACGCAAUGCAUUUCGAAGCCGAAGCUGCAAUGCAAAAUACAAAGCCGGUGCAAUGCUAUAUAUGCCUUAAAUACAAUCACGUAGCAAAGUACUGCAAAACGAAACAGCAGAUAUGUGCUCGAUGUGGUGAUAAUCAUCGUAUCGAUCAAUGUACUGCUGCUAGUGAUGCAAUGAAAUGCUGCAAUUGUAAAGGUAGUCAUUUAGCAACAUCAAAUGAAUGUGCAACUUAUAAAGAACAAGAGCAAAGAAUGCACAAUUUAGUAAAUCAAUAUUCAUCCACAAAUAAACCGACAACAACAGCACCAGCCAUACAUGAUAUUAAUGAAUUUCCAUUGCUACCAAACAUUUCUCAACGUCAACAAGAAUAUCUACAUAAUGAAUUAUUCGAUGAAAUCAUUAAUGUAUUAAGCAGAAAAAUGGAAAAAAUCAUCGAAGAAACAACCAGUCGAAAUGAUCGAGUAGGAAAACUUGGUGGUGGAGUUUUAUUAGCAGUGAAACAACACAUUAAAUGUCGAGAAGUACUUAACAAAACAUCACAGAUGAAUGAAAUAAUUGCAAUUGAAGUUGAAACACAAUUAUUCAAGUCGAUAUUGAUAGCCUCCAUCUAUGUUCCACCAACAGCAAAGAUGGAUCUUAAUAUCUUUCAAGAAUUGUAUAACAUCAACAACAACUGUAUUAUUGUAGGUGAUCUCAAUGCAACAUUACAUCACAUGGGAUCAGCCAAGGCAAAUGCAAGAGGAAGACAGCUGCAAGAAUUAUUUAAAGAAGGUUUUAUUGAAGGUGUAGAUGAUGAUACUCCAACAUUUGAAAAGAAUGACUAUGCAGUUAAGCUCGACUGGCUUUUAGGUAGUCAGCCACUUCUAUCUUUCACAUCAAAUGUUGAAACACACCCACCAAUUGGUACAUCAUGCGGACACAAACCAUUAACCUUCGACAUUUCCAUUGGAGCUGAACCAAAACCUGCAUCUCCAAGAAUGCCAUUUAAUUUUAAAGCAGCAAAAUGGUCAAAAUUUCGAAGCAAAUUAGAUCAACAACUGAUGCUAUGGAAUAAUGAUCGUCGUUUAGAUUCAGCAUUAGAUAUAGAAGAAUAUACGUCGUUUAUUACUAAUUCCAUAUUAGUAGCAACACAAGAAGCUAUUCCACUGUCCAAACAAACGAAUACAAGACCUAUGAUAAGUGAAGUUACGAAGAGGCAAACUACUGGAGAAAAUAAUCAAACAACGUCUAAUGCUUGA